This is a messenger RNA of Nasonia vitripennis (jewel wasp), 2183 nucleotides long. It is a transcript of the gene Dbp73D, whose product is annotated as probable ATP-dependent RNA helicase Dbp73D. Gene Ontology annotation, molecular function: nucleic acid binding; ATP binding. The transcript has 6 exons. The coding region runs from base 205 to 2100 and encodes 631 amino acids. Lineage: Eukaryota; Metazoa; Arthropoda; Insecta; Hymenoptera; Pteromalidae. Gene Ontology annotation, cellular component: nucleus. The record is from RefSeq and is a predicted model, not a curated record.
AGAAAUGCAGUAUGUGUAUUCACCCCCAGAGGGCGACAACGACAACUCGACAUAAACCGCACGUGGUCUGCUUGUAUACAAUCACACGUGUUUUCAUUGACUUCCAUUCCAUGGUUUUAGGUUAGAAAGUUGUGUUUUGCGGUAGCCGAACGAGCUGAGAAACGUUAUGUUGAUAACAGCUUAUUCUCAAAAGUCUAUUUCAGCAUGAGUUUAUUCGUUGUAAAUAGGUACGAGGAUGAGGAGUGGAAGAAAGGUAAUGACGAUUCUCAAAAUCAUCUUUCGGAUUUAUUGAAACGAAUUGCCGAAAGAAAACGGGAGAGAGAAGCUGCUGCAAAGGCUGCAGCAGAAUCGAAAGUAGAAACUGCAAAGAAAGAGCCUGAGAAGGUAACUAAAUCAGAGACUGUUCAAGAAAAAACCACAGAACCUACCGAUGAGGCGCCGAAAAAGAAAGGAAAGAAGAAAAAGGGAAAGAAAAGAAAGCUUGAUCCACCAAAUGAAGAAGUACCUGUAACUCAGAAUGUCGAAAGUAUUACUGAAAAUGGUGAGGAAAGUAAAAAAGAUGCAACUCAGAUCACGCAAGAAGAUUUUACAAUCUUGGGAAGCAAAAAGCGAUUAAAAACUCAAGUUGCAAAGAGAGUUUUGCCUCAUUGGCUAACGCAUCCAGAAAUUGUGCAUUCGGAUUUGAGCAAAGGACCUACGUUAGAUGAUAUGCAGAAUGUUUUGGAUUCUAAACUGGUGGACAAACUCAAAGCAGAUGGCUUUGACAAAUUAUUUCCAGUUCAAGCAAGGGUCUUGGCUUGGCUCGUAAAAUGUGACCAGGAUUAUAAAACUGGAAAGUGGGUUCGAGAUACGUGUGUCUCUAUGCCAACUGGAAGCGGCAAAACCCUGGCUUAUGCUCUACCAAUUAUUCAGUUACUCCAGCACAAUUUUGUGCGACUGGUACGCUGUUUGAUUGUCUUACCGGUUCAGGAACUUGCGACACAGGUUUAUGAUGUCAUUUCAAAAUACUCCACUGGCACAUCUCCUAGGAUAGCACUGAUUUCUGGAGCCUCAUCGUUCAAAGAGGAACAGGAAAAACUUGUUCAAAAAACUGAAAAAGAUGACUAUAUUAGCAGAGUUGAUAUAGUGAUAGCAACACCUGGUCGGCUGAUAGACCACAUUAGAAAGACUGAAGGUUUUUCACUUUCUGCUUUGAGGUUUUUAGUUAUCGAUGAGGCUGACAGAGCAACAGAAUGGUUACAGUACAUCCCUUUUCCUCAUUCAAAAGCUCCUCCUCUUUCUGUUGCAAACGUUCGUUCUAGUUGGAAUACACCCGCUCAAAAAUUACUACUGAGUGCAACACUGUCACAAGAUCCUGAAAAAUUAAGUAGACUCGGUCUGUUUCGGCCCAUACUAUUUACUUCGGCAGUCGUUGAUUUGGAGAAAACGGACAAAGAUAUCAAUCUUGACGAAGAUUUGAAUGUUGCAAGUCGCUACGGGAAUCCCAGCGAAUUAACUGAGAGAAUCGUCGAAUGUUCGAUUCAACAUAAACCACUCGCUUUGUAUCGGCAACUCAUGAAAGACGAAGUUAUUGAAAAAACGUUGGUCUUUACGAAUUCCGCCGAAGCAGCUCACAGGCUGGCGAUCCUUCUACAAUCUUUGCUUAAAAGUAAAGAUGUAACUGUUGGUGAACUAUCUGCGCAAUUGGGCUCGAAACAGCGAGAGGAAACUCUCGAAAAGUUCAUUCAAGGAACACUGAGGGUACUGGUGAGUUCAGACGCGUUGGCUAGAGGACUCGACAUUCCGGAAAUCAAACUUGUCGUGUCUUACGAUCUUCCAAAACAUGUCAAGGGUUACAUCCACAGAGCCGGUAGGACGGGUAGAGGAGGCCACCCCGGAACCGCCAUUUCUUUGCUCUUACCAAAUCAAAUAGCGCUGUUCAGUAGGAUGUUAAACAAAGUUGGAAAAUCAGUACCAACUCCGGAAAAGGAAAGUUUAGACGAAGUCGCUGAAUCUGUAAAUUACGAAAGUCAUUUGGAAAAUCUGCAAACGACGUUAGCAAACGAGCAGGAGCAAAACAUUCGUCGACUGAAGUCCCAUAAGCGUGUAAUUAAAACGUAAUUGAAUUUCAAAUUUAAGUUAAUUCGUAUGUAAGGAAAGUAAAUUGUAUAGUUUUGUUGAAUAACAUCGAUAAUAACAUUUUA